UCGAGACACAUCUAGACACAUCCACCAGACACUUCUCCUCCCCAGUCGGCCUGACCUGUUGCUUAGGGACACGUCCCACGGCUUCUCCUGACGUCUGCCUGAUCGACCAUCACUUCCUAGAGAGAACAAGGAGGAAGGCAGACGCGUGAAAUCAUGCCACCAAUGGCCGGAUGGCAGUGAGUGGGUGACGCCGAGUUGACGUCAAAGACGGAGAAGACGAACCCAAGAACAGCUCAUUCUUGAGACUCCCCGAGGCCCCAGCCCCCAGCUCUUCCUCUCAGCUCGGCGUGAAGCCUGGCUCCUCCUGGUGAAAUCAGCUUGGCCUGACAUAUUUUAAGUCUUCGGACCCCUGGAUACUAGACAUCAUGGAGAAUCAGGUGUUCAGUGUUCAGCAGAUCCAACCCAACGUCAUUUCUGUCCGCCUCUUCAAGCGCAAGGUUGGGGGCCUGGGCUUCCUGGUGAAGGAGCGGGUGAGCAAGCCACCCGUGAUCAUCUCCGACCUGAUCCGAGGGGGUGCCGCGGAGCAGAGCGGCCUCAUCCAGGCCGGCGACAUCAUCCUCGCGGUCAACGGCCAGCCCUUGGUGGACCUGAGCUAUGACAGUGCCCUGGAGGUGCUCAGGGGCAUCGCCUCUGAGACCCACGUGGUCCUCAUUCUGAGGGGCCCUGAGGGCUUCACCACUCACCUGGAGACCACCUUCACUGGGGAUGGGACCCCCAAGACCAUCCGGGUGACACGGCCCCUGGGUCCCCCCACCACGGCUGUCGAUCUGUCUCACCAGUCAUCGGCCAGCAAAGAGCACACACCGCCAGUGGAUGGGGCCCCAGGGCCUGGCAAUGGGCCCCAGCAUGCCCAAGACAGUGGGCAGGGAGCCAGCUCACUCUCAAAUACCAACAGCCUGGCUCGCAGACCCCUCGGCCAGGACCCUACCAAGAAAAGCACUGGGGUGGCUCUCCAGGACAGCCAGAACAGUGAACUGCUCAAAGAGAUAGAGCCUGUGCUGAGCCUUCUCACCAGUGAGAGCAAAGGGAUCAAUGGAGGGGGACCUUCCAAGGCAGAGACAAAGGAUGCGGAAGUCCAGGUAGACAGAGGUGUGGACAGCAAGUCACACAAACCGCUGCCCCUCGGCAUGGAGAAUGACCGAGUCUUCAGCGACUUGUGGGGCAAGGGCCAUGUGCCCGUCGUCCUCAACAACCCAUAUUCAGAGAAGGAGCAGCCCCCUGCCUCGGGAAAACAGUCUCCCACAAAGAAUGGCAGCCCCUCCAAGUGCCCCCGCUUCCUCAAGGUCAAGAACUGGGAGACCGACGUGGUCCUCACUGACACCCUUCACCUUAAGAGCACCCUGGAAACAGGAUGCACCGAGCACAUCUGUAUGGGCUCCAUUAUGCUCCCUUCUCAGCAAAUACGAAGGCCUGAAGAUGUCCGCACAAAAGAACAGCUCUUCCCUCUCGCCAAAGAGUUCAUCGAUCAGUACUACUCGUCAAUUAAAAGAUUUGGCUCCAAAGCCCACACAGAGAGGCUGGAAGAGGUGAACAAAGAGAUCGAAACCAGCGGCACCUACCAGCUCAAAGACACGGAGCUCAUCUAUGGGGCGAAGCACGCCUGGCGGAACGCGUCCCGCUGCGUUGGCAGGAUCCAGUGGUCCAAGCUGCAGGUGUUCGAUGCCCGCGACUGCACCACGGCUCAUGGGAUGUUCAACUACAUAUGCAACCACAUCAAGUAUGCCACCAACAAAGGGAACCUCAGGUCGGCCAUCACCAUAUUUCCGCAGAGGACUGACGGCAAGCAUGAUUUCCGAGUCUGGAACUCUCAGCUCAUCCGCUACGCCGGCUACAAGCAGCCCGACGGCUCCAUCCUUGGGGACCCAGCCAAUGUGGAAUUCACAGAGAUCUGCAUGCAGCAGGGCUGGAAACCCCCAAGGGGCCGCUUCGAUGUCCUACCACUCCUGCUCCAGGCCAAUGGCAACGACCCUGAGCUCUUCCAGAUCCCUCCAGAGCUGGUGUUGGAAGUGCCCAUCAGGCACCCCAAGUUUGAGUGGUUCAAGGAUCUGGGCCUGAAGUGGUACGGCCUCCCCGCUGUGUCCAACAUGCUGCUGGAGAUUGGCGGCCUGGAGUUCAGCGCCUGCCCCUUCAGCGGCUGGUACAUGGGCACUGAGAUCGGUGUCCGCGACUACUGUGACAACUCUCGAUACAACAUCCUGGAGGAAGUGGCCAAGAAGAUGAACUUGGACAUGAGGAAGACGUCCUCCCUGUGGAAGGACCAGGCACUGGUGGAAAUCAACAUUGCUGUUCUCUACAGCUUCCAGAGUGACAAAGUGACCAUUGUUGACCACCACUCUGCCACCGAGUCCUUCAUUAAGCACAUGGAGAAUGAAUACCGCUGCCGGGGGGGCUGCCCCGCGGACUGGGUGUGGAUUGUGCCCCCCAUGUCUGGCAGCAUCACCCCGGUCUUCCACCAGGAGAUGCUCAACUACCGGCUCACCCCCUCCUUCGAAUACCAGCCUGAGCCUUGGAACACCCACGUCUGGAAGGGUACCAAUGGGACUCCCACAAAGCGGCGAGCCAUCGGCUUCAAGAAGCUGGCAGAAGCUGUCAAGUUCUCGGCCAAGCUCAUGGGGCAGGCAAUGGCCAAGAGGGUCAAGGCAACCAUCCUUUAUGCCACAGAGACAGGCAAGUCGCAGGCCUAUGCUAAAACCUUGUGCGAGAUCUUCAAACACGCCUUUGAUGCCAAGGUGAUGUCCAUGGAAGAAUAUGACAUUGUACAUCUGGAACAUGAAACUCUGGUCCUGGUGGUUACCAGCACUUUUGGCAAUGGAGACCCCCCUGAGAAUGGGGAGAAAUUUGGCUGUGCUUUGAUGGAAAUGAGGCACCCCAACUCUAUGCACGAGGAAAGGAAGAGCUACAAGGUCCGAUUCAAUAGCGUUUCCUCAUAUUCUGACUCCCAUAAAUCAUCGGGCGAUGGGCCAGACCUCAGAGACAACUUUGAGAGUGCCGGGCCCCUGGCAAACGUGAGGUUCUCUGUCUUUGGCCUUGGCUCCCGGGCUUACCCUCAUUUCUGCGCCUUUGGACAUGCCGUGGACACCCUCUUAGAGGAGCUGGGAGGAGAGAGGAUCCUGAAGAUGAGGGAAGGGGAUGAGCUCUGUGGGCAAGAAGAGGCUUUCAGGACCUGGGCCAAGAAGGUCUUCAAGGCAGCCUGCGAUGUGUUCUGCGUGGGAGAUGACGUCAACAUCGAGAAGGCCAACAACUCCCUCAUCAGCAAUGACCGCAGCUGGAAAAGGAACAAGUUCCGUCUCACCUACGUGGCCGAAGCUCCAGAGCUUACGCAAGGUCUCUCCAAUGUCCACAAAAAGCGGGUGUCAGCCGCUCGACUCCUCAGCCGUCAAAACCUUCAGAGCCCUAAAUCCAGCCGAUCAACCAUCUUCGUGCGUCUGCACACCAAUGGGAAUCAGGAGCUACAGUACCAGCCUGGGGACCACCUGGGUGUCUUCCCUGGCAACUGCGAGGACCUCGUGAACGCCCUGAUGGAGCGGCUGGAGGACGCACCCCCGGUCAACCAGCUGGUGAAGGUGGAGCUGCUGGAGGAGCGAAACACGGCUUUGGGAGUCAUCAGUAACUGGACAGACGAGCACCGCCUCCCGCCCUGCACCAUCUUCCAGGCCUUCAAGUACUACCUGGACAUCACCACGCCGCCAACGCCAUUGCAGCUGCAGCAGUUUGCCUCCCUGGCCACCAGCGAGAAAGAGAAGCAGCGUCUGCUGGUCCUCAGCAAGGGUUUGCAGGAGUACGAGGAAUGGAAGUGGGGCAAGAACCCCACCAUCGUGGAGGUGCUGGAGGAGUUCCCGUCCAUCCAGAUGCCUGCCACCCUGCUCCUGACCCAGCUGUCCUUGCUGCAGCCCCGCUACUACUCCAUCAGCUCCUCCCCAGACAUGUACCCCGACGAGGUGCACCUCACCGUGGCCAUUGUCUCCUACCGCACCCGAGAUGGAGAAGGACCAAUUCACCACGGUGUGUGCUCCUCCUGGCUCAACCAGAUACAGGCUGACGAAGUGGUCCCAUGUUUCGUGAGAGGAGCACCCAGCUUCCACCUGCCCCGAAACCCCCAAGUGCCCUGCAUCCUCAUUGGCCCAGGCACUGGCAUUGCCCCUUUCCGAAGUUUCUGGCAGCAGCGGCAAUUUGAUAUCCAACACAAAGGAAUGAGCCCCUGCCCCAUGGUCCUGGUGUUCGGGUGCCGGCAAUCCAAGAUAGACCACAUCUACAGGGAGGAGACUCUACAAGCCAAGAACAAGGGGGUCUUCAGAGAACUGUACACGGCCUACUCCCGGGAGCCGGACAAACCAAAGAAGUACGUGCAGGACAUCCUGCAAGAGCAUUUGGCAGAACCGGUGUACCAAGCCCUGAAGGAGCAAGGGGGCCACAUCUAUGUCUGUGGGGAUGUCACCAUGGCCGCCGAUGUCCUCAAAGCCAUCCAGCGCAUCAUGACCCAGCAGGGGAAACUCUCAGUGGAGGAUGCAGGCGUGUUCAUCAGCAGGCUGAGGGAUGACAACCGGUACCAUGAGGAUAUUUUCGGGGUCACCCUGCGAACGUAUGAAGUGACCAACCGCCUUAGAUCUGAAUCCAUUGCCUUCAUUGAGGAGAGCAAAAAAGACACCGAUGAAGGUUUUCAGCUCCUAACUGGAUCCUCUUGCCCAGACGGAUGCUGCAGGUUUUAUAAGCGUGCACUGCUGAACCUUCCCUCCGGGACCCCGCGUGGCCCCCGCUGUCCCUCUCGUCCUGUCGCUGUGGUUUUUCCUCUUCUGGGCCUCGCCCCUCGGUGGUUUCCUUGGCCCUCUUGGGUUUUCUCCUUGAGUUGUCCUGCUGCAAUGCAAUGCCUUUAUAAUCCACAGUGGCUCUUACAAAACUGUUUCCCCCCCUCUCUUCCCAACAAGGGCAGAUCACCGGCGCAUGACAUCACUGGAAUGUGGCCGUUGUUCUGGGGUCCCCCCGGAGAGGCUGCAGGGACCGCUCAGGGGGUUCUGAGCCAGUCUCUCUGCUGCUGAAUCCCCCCCUUCUCCUUUUUUAUGAUGAUGUCCUGGUCGUGUGUGUGUGUGUGUGUGUGUGUGUGUGUGUGUGUGUGCACGUGCGUGCAUGUGUGGCACAGGCCUGGGUCUCCGUCUGUCCUCUUGCCUGGACAAGCGUGUGGCCUGCAGACUCUCAGUGCCAAGAACCGUGCCCUGGUUCUCCAUGCGUCCAUAAUUUUCUAUCUGUGCUCAUGUCCCUGAAACACUUGGAGGCACCCUCGUUGUCCUGGUUACAAAGGGCAGGGGAGAAGCAAGUGUGAUGAUUAAGGGGAAACUCCGUCAAAAAGGGGCUCACAGAAUUGGUCACAUUUAGAUUCUGGUACUAGUUAGCAGAGCCCUCCCUGGGAAACUAACCCAUCUCGUGGAUUAAGCACACCUCCUCACCAACCCCACCCCCGCACCCCAGACAGGAUCACCUGAUUUGGCCCUCCCUGGACCAUCACACCCACAAGACAGGGAGGUGACGUCCCAGGGAGUAUGCGGGAAAUAAGAAUCUUCCCAUCUUUAUCCCCGGGUGACUUUGGGCAAGUUACUUGUCCGCUGUUCCCCCUUGUAAUGUUAUGAAGCAAAAGAAGGAUGCAUAGAUCAGCCUUUAAAGUGGUAGAGACUGGAAACAGUAUCAAGGAAGAAUAUCGCUGCUAUUUUUUUUAUUGCCCCAAACGGGGCUGGCCCUUCCACUCUAGGAAGGAAAUAACAGAAGGCCGGUAAAUCGGGUAGGUCGGAGAGGAAAGCCAUAAUGAGACGCCACACGGCUUCCUCCACAGGACCACAACCUAGGGUGGCCUGGCCCUCAUGCUCCUGGCCUUCUAAAAGUGAUCCCCCAAGUUUCUAGUCUGAUGAAAUAAUUUUGACGAAUAAACGAACCUUGACUCCUAUCAAAAAUGGGCAGUGCAGUCUUCAGUGGGAAUCAGGGUCAGUACGCUCCUCCCCACCCCACUUCCCCCCACAGCAGGCAACCUGCUGCGCCCACCCAGUCAGGAUGAAUGGGCUGCGAGGGCCCCU
This is a messenger RNA of Callorhinus ursinus (northern fur seal), 6056 nucleotides long. The record is from RefSeq and is a predicted model, not a curated record. Lineage: Eukaryota; Metazoa; Chordata; Mammalia; Carnivora; Otariidae.